AUGCAAGUAAAUAGAAGAUAACCAUGGCCUCCAAACCUUUGUCAAAGCAUCAACAGAAUUUUGUACAACUUGGAAUAGUCUGCGUGGACGAGAUAAAACUAGUGCUUAAGAAUAUUUUUGAAAGUCAAAUAAAACCAACAGAUCUCUACUACGUCAUUAAUUCAUGUUCAGAACUCACAACUGGUAGACACAAAUUGAGGCCUGAGCAGCUGAGACUUUGUAGCCUUUCCCCGCCUCAGAUUCCUGACUAUGAUCAAUUUGAUGUUUCCUUACUUUACACACUGAUAAGAAAUCUUUGUCCAAACUUAAAACCAACAAAAGGAUGGGGAAAGACACCGGAUAGUACGGAUACAAAAAUAGGAGAUGACAUUGAGCGUCUUAGAAUAUUCAGAAACGAUAUGUUUGCGCAUGUAGAAUCUUCAGAAGUUCCUGAUCCUGUGUUCCUGCAAUGCUGGAAUGAUCUGAAAGGAAAUAUUCACAGAGCACAGAAGUUUGUGACUUUACUUGGGUAUAAGGUUAACUAUGAGGAGAAACUCGCAAAUAUUGAAAAUUUUGAUUUUGGUCGCGGUGCUAUGGAAAAAUACAAAUUACUUUUGGAAGGAAUGAUGAUUUUGUGGAAGCAAUCCCAAAUAACAGGUAAGUAUUACAUUAUUCAUGUUAAAAUUCUUUGUGAAGAAAAAGCAUGCUUUGAAGCUGAAACGGAAAAUUUUCUUGACACCGAUAACUGGCCAAUUAAAUGGAUAAAAGUGAGAGGGGACACAACAAAGACAAUUGACAUUAGCAAGGAAAAGUACAAUGGGAGUACUAGUAGAAGACUUGUGAUAAGUAAGGUUUUGAAAAAAGACCAGGGUGAAUAUCAGGCAGUGAUUUCACGAGAAAUAGACAGAAGGCAUGUAAAAAUCGAAAGUAACACACUUUUCCUAGAAGUCAUAGGAGAUCUACCAAAUCUAGAGAUAAACCGGGCAAUGUCAUGGAAAGACAGUAUUACCAUUUUUUACAACUGUAAUGCUGAAAAGGUAGUUCCUAGUUUAAAGAAAAUCGAGUGGAGCAAAAAUGGAAAAUGUUUUAGGACAAAAUUAAACAAAUAUAGAGGAGGCGGUGUUACAGACACAUAUCUGAAAAUCCUUUCUUCAUCAGAGAACGACAGUGGUGAAUACAAGUGUGAAGUUUCCAAUGCUGUAGGAUCAGUUUCGAAGGUCAUUUUUCUAGAUGCUCCAUUUGUAAAAAUUGGCAAAGAUCUGACUGUUGAAAAUUGCCAGAUACUGACGGCUACAUUUGGUGAUCAAGUCACAAUUAGUGCUAUUGUCAAAUCUUGUCCUUCUCCGAUAAAAGCAAUUUGGCAAAAAAGCAAAGAUCAAACUCCUGAUAAUUUUAUGACCGUUGACAUCGAUCACGCCCGAUAUUUUGGAAGCAGUUUGGAGCCAGCGAAACCUAUUUUAGUAAUAACGAAGGCAUCAGAUGCUGACAAAGUAUAUUACCGACUAGAAGUUACAAAUGGAAUUGGAAAAUCUAUAAGCAAUAAUGUUUUGCUGAAAUUAGUCGGUGAUCUUCCUUCUGUGUCCACGCAUUCUAAGACUGAUUUUUUAAAUCAGAGCGUUAUAUUUUCAUGUGAUAUCUUCCUUUCGGACUAUUCCACAUAUGUAACAGAUGUAGUUUGGACGAAAGACGAAGAAAAAAUUGACAUCGCAAGUAGUGGUGGAAAAUAUGACGGAGGAAACCUUGCCAAUCCUUUACUUGUAAUAAACAAAGGGAAUAUUACCAAUGUUGUGUUACAAAUGCUGUCGGGUCUAUGUGCAGUAAUUCAAUUAAUGUGG
This is a messenger RNA of Saccostrea cuccullata (small rock oyster), 1814 nucleotides long. RefSeq lists its product as uncharacterized. The transcript has 5 exons. Gene Ontology annotation, cellular component: neuron projection; plasma membrane; synapse. The annotation marks the transcript as partial. The record is from RefSeq and is a predicted model, not a curated record. Gene Ontology annotation, biological process: detection of stimulus; susceptibility to natural killer cell mediated cytotoxicity; cell recognition. NCBI's taxonomy places the organism in Eukaryota, Metazoa, Mollusca, Bivalvia, Ostreida, Ostreidae. Gene Ontology annotation, molecular function: signaling receptor binding.